Brugia malayi is the source of this 1113-nucleotide messenger RNA. RefSeq names its product homeobox domain containing protein (gene Bma-ttx-3). Gene Ontology annotation, biological process: regulation of transcription by RNA polymerase II; neuron differentiation. The transcript has 7 exons. Bases 1 to 1113 code for a protein of 370 amino acids. Lineage: Eukaryota; Metazoa; Nematoda; Chromadorea; Rhabditida; Onchocercidae. Gene Ontology annotation, cellular component: nucleus. Gene Ontology annotation, molecular function: DNA-binding transcription factor activity, RNA polymerase II-specific; RNA polymerase II transcription regulatory region sequence-specific DNA binding. The record is from RefSeq and is a predicted model, not a curated record.
AUGAUAUAUUUGUCAUCAUUAAAUGAUGAUACUCAAACCGUUUCAUCAUCACCAAUUUCAAAUGCUCCGUCAACUUCAACUGCAUUAUGUCAAGUUGCAACAGCAGGAUGUUGCGUAUCAUGUUUAAUUCCAAUUACGGAUCAACAUUUUCUGUUAAUGAAUGAACAAAGUUGGCACUAUGAAUGUUUACGGUGCUGUUUAUGUCAUUGCUCAUUACAUAAUGCAUCAACAUGCUAUUAUAAAAAUGGAAUGGUACUUUGUCGUGAUGACUAUCUCGCUAAAUAUGGUAAACGUUGUGAACGAUGUGCUAUCAUUUUAUGUGAUGAAGAUAUUGUUAUGCGUGCUAAUGAUGCAAUUUUUCAUUUGGAAUGCUUUACGUGUUACGUCUGUUCCAUACCACUUCAACCAAGUGAAUUAUUUAUAAUGGGUUGUAAUGGAACAUUAUAUUGUAAUGCGCACUUUGGUGCAAUCAAUCCUACAAAUGAUGAUAAUUCUUUACGAACAACCGCUUCAUCUGAAAUUUCACUGAUAGGAGGGAAAGAACGAUGUCGAAAGUGGAGAAAGUCAACCGAUGAUAUCGAAAGUACCACCGAUAGUAUUGACUGUGUUGAAGAAGAAGCGUUAAGUAUAACGCAUAAAUCAAAACGAAUGCGUACCAGUUUUAAGCAUCAUCAAUUGAGAACAAUGAAAAGUUAUUUCAAUUUAAAUCAUAAUCCAGAUGCUAAAGAUUUGAAACAAUUAGCACAAAGAACUGGUCUUACAAAAAGGGUUUUACAGGUUUGGUUUCAAAAUGCUCGAGCAAAAUUUCGUCGUAAUAGUAUACAAUGUCGUGAAACAUCCAGUAAUUCACCACAUGUACCAUCACUUCCAAGUACUACCUUCAACGAACCAAUUGAACCGAUAACAUGCGGUUCAGUAGGUGAUUCUAUGGAAGAAUCAUGGCAAACAUCAGUAAGUCCGGAAGAGGGAAGUCAACGAGAUGAACAUUCCGGUAGCUCAAACGAUGACAACGAAUUAAAUAAUGGUAAAACUGAAACUGAAAAAAGCGGCUGUAUUAGUUCAUCAGAAAAAUCAUUGGCUGAAUAUUUUGAAACAGAUCAAACAAUGUUGUAA